This is a messenger RNA of Nicrophorus vespilloides, 1358 nucleotides long. Its product is annotated as lactosylceramide 4-alpha-galactosyltransferase-like. Gene Ontology annotation, molecular function: hexosyltransferase activity. NCBI's taxonomy places the organism in Eukaryota, Metazoa, Arthropoda, Insecta, Coleoptera, Silphidae. The transcript is spliced from 3 exons. Bases 138 to 1211 code for a protein of 357 amino acids. The record is from RefSeq and is a predicted model, not a curated record. Gene Ontology annotation, biological process: glycosphingolipid biosynthetic process.
CAGUCCACGAAGAACAUACACUGUUUUCCAACAGUUCCAACAUGUAUACAAAUAUAACCUUCCUGGCUUCCUGAAUUUUGCAUUGCUGAGGAGACAUCGUUAUGUAAACAUCACUGUGGACAUUUACAGAAGAAAAUAUGCGAAUUCACUUUAAGAGCGUGUUCGCAAUAGUGACAUCGCUUAUAUUGACGGCGUUGCUGUUCGAUGAUAUUAAUCGUACAGUCAAUGAUAUUGGAACGCAGAUUUAUUAUUACAUGCACCCGGAGAAGAGCAUUUACUGCUAUGAAGGAGGCGACUCUAAUCUGCCGAAACUCACGGACAUGGAUGUCAGGAAAGGAAAGUCGAUUUUCCUGCACGAAACUUCUUGCAGAUCUGCUGAAAAUGGGAAAAUCACAAUACUUCCGCGGCAAGCGUGUGCUGUGGAAUCAGCGGCUCGAUUGAAUCCGAAUCUCGAUGUCUACUUAAGCUUCUCAUCAUCCGGCGAUUUAAAAUCUGAAGGCAGCCAAAGCGACCGCAUGCUUCUCAAGCUUUUAGAGUAUCCCAACUUGAAGAUCGUCCACCUGGACUAUGCAAAUUAUACGAAAAACACUCCCCUUCAGAAUAUCUACAGCAACGGGUACCUGGCAAAAAGCAGUUACGCUCAAUCCCAUGCCAGCGACAUACUAAGAUAUUUGACUCUGUACAAAUACGGAGGAAUCUACUUGGAUAUGGAUGUAGUUGUCAUUAAGUCGCUGGAGAAUUUGAGCCCGAAUUAUGCUGGCAUCGAAAGUAUACGUAAUGUGGCUGCGGGUGUUCUGAGCUUGGAUUAUACGGGCGUUGGACACGACCACGCUAAGAACUGCGUAUUCGACUUGAUGGAUAACUUCGAUCGGCAUUCUUGGGGUGAGAAUGGGCCAGGUGUUAUUACAAGGCUACUGAGGAAGUUGUGCAACGUUCAAUUAGGAAAGGACAUGGUGCAGAAGGCGUGCGGUAAUUUCACCGUUUAUCCCCCCUACAUGUUUUACCCCAUUCCGUGGGGGGACUGGAAGAUGUAUUUCGAGCCAAAUAAAUCGUCGGAAGUAAGUAAAUUAACCAAAGACUCGUAUGUGCUGCACGUUUGGAACAAGCACAGCGAGCAAGAGUUAAUCUCUAAGAAUUCGCAAGCGCCGUACACAGAGUACGCACGCGAAUAUUGUCCAAAGAUAUUCAAAGAAUGUGAUAACUACUUCUAAAUUAAACUAGUCAUCACUGGUUCGCCAUAUUUUUGCAAUAAUGUAAAUAAUAAUAAUAAUUAUAGGUUUAAGCAAAUAAAAAUUGUUCAAAUCAAAAUCGGCGGAUAGUCAACCGCUGCUGAGAGUACAAACAAAGUUUUAUAAUUG